ACUCCGGCUGCGCUUACCCAUAACCGCGCACGCAGGAAAAGGCGGGUCCUGGAGGGAGAACCGACCGGGACCCCUUCCAGGACCCCGUUUAGGUGUCCAAGGCAUGCGCCUAUUCAAAAACAAAGCGGGACAGGCCGUAAAAGUCAAACCAGAUUUUAGAUAAAUUACAUUAUUUGAUACUUGUAUCUGCGUUAAGACUCUCUGAGGUGAAGAUUUUAAAAAGAACCGGGCGAGAUUCAUCAGGCACUGACGUGGACGGCCACAGGCUCAGGGUCUGAUGGUUGGGAAGGUGCUGGUGGGCUCCGGGUUCUAAGACAGUGCCGCGUGGAAUUUCGCGUCUCCGAACUUUGCGGAGAUCGUUCAGUGGAGUAUCUAAGGACUGGGCUAUUUUCCGCGGCCUUUGUUUCAGGUCAAGAGAGGAGUGCGGAACAAGCAAACGGGAUAACGGAAUUCCGGACCGGGAACGGCCACGCCCACCUGUUGGAAGAGGACGGACUGAAAGGUGUAGGGAGACAGGCGUGGGAAAGCGGCGGUGAGAACAGAACUGGCUCGCAGCGAGGACGAGCAUGAGUGGCGCCGAGCCCCAGAUGGAGGUGUGUCCUUACUGUAAGAAGCCGUUUAAGCGAUUAAAAUCCCACUUGCCGCACUGUAAAAUGAUAGGACUGUCCACAUCUGCUGACCAAAACGUUUCUCAGUCCAAGCCAGCUGCCCCUGCUACAAAAGAGAAGAGGCCUACCAGACACCUAACCAGAGCUCAGGGGAAGGAGCUGGAGAGAGAGGGUUCGAAAAGACCUGUGAAUGUGGAAGCCAGCCGAGCACCGUGGACAGCUGCGGCCUCUCCACUUCCGGGAGGUGUCUUGGAGAGCAUGCAUCCCACAAAAGUGGAAGGAGAAACCAAAGAUCAAAAUCAGCUCUCCUUCCAAGCCCUCAGACACGCCCAGCCAAAGGUGACUCUGCAGAGAGACACAACCCCUCAGUCUCCUACGUCAGAUGCCACCUCUCCCAAGAAAGAACUUACCCGAGAUGUGUCUGAGUCCAAGGGGAGUCCAUGCUGUCCCUCAGAGAUAGAAGCACCUUCACUGGUCAGCUCAGUGGAACUUUUUACUAAUCAAGAUAGAAAAUGUUCACCAACUCAGCCUCAUGCUAAACCAGCCAUUUCUGUCAGGCUCAAAUUGAACAAAUUGGAUCCCCAAAGUCAGAAGCUCCAGAUAAAAUUAUUAGAUGUGCCUACUGGUGAUUGUCAUUCUCCAAAGAAUGGCAGCCAGAGGCUUCAGAGAGUAGCACCCUCGGUGUUGACCAGGGAGAAAGGUCCCCAGGAUGAAGGCCACCUCUCAGGAGUCUCUCCCCACCCUGGUAACACCGAGACCCAGAAGUCAGAAUCACUUCUUUUGGGCCUUCACACUGGCCUGUUGGGUAAAGCACAGGUCAGAGGGCAUCAGGAACUUGGCCUUGGGAUGGAGUUGAGCCAGAGCAAGGGAAAAACUGAGGACAGGGUGUCUGUCACAGGUGUACAGGAAGGGGCCGGUUUGGGCCAAGGUGGUAAGGACCCCACUACAGCCACAAAGGCAAAGCCACAGGCUGCCCUUGAACUUGGGAAUGUGUUCAUGCCGCCACAGGGAGCUUUGAGUAAGCUUCUCUCUGAGCCAGGGUCAGGGAAUCAGAGCCUCACCUCUCUGGCUAUGACGUCUACUCCAGAAGAGAAAGCCCAGUACUAUGGCCAAAGUCAAGUCCCUGCCGUAACGCUCUCAGUGGGAAGUGAAAGGGACAUUCUGGAGCCCACAUCUUCCUGCCCAUCCCACACAUCCCAAGCAGGGCACUGCCUCCUGUCGUACUCUGCUCAGUAUCCUGUGGCUCAGAACUUCCUCAGUCAUGUUGCUGCUGCUGCCUCCGAGGCUCCUUCCAGGUCUGUGGGACUGGAGUGGUUUCCAGAACUCUAUCCUGCUUAUGUUGGACUAGGGGUGCUGCCAGGGGGACCUCAGCCUUGGAGCUUAGCAGCACAGCUGCCACCACUUGCCGCUCUGCAGGGCAGGAGCAUCUCCAAAGUUCUUUGGUGGGGAAGAAGUUCGGCUGAUAGCAGGAGUCUGGAACCCCUGGCGCUUACAACUUCCAGCCUCCCUCUAAUGAGACUCUUGGGAGCUGUGCACAAAGGCUGGGUGCGGUGCAACACCACCAUAAGGAAGAGCGGUGUCGGUGGCCUCACGAUGCUCUUUGCCGGUUACUUCAUCCUGUGCUGCAGCUGGAGCUUCAAGCAUCUGAGUAAGCCUGGAGCCCUCGAAGGGCUUCAUGCCAUAAAAGAACAGGAGAAGGACAACAGUCCGUGUGCUUAACGCACAGCAGCUUCAUCCUUUUCAUCCUUGGGUCUCCCUAUGCAGCCCAGGCUAGACCUACCCUCAGCGCUCCUGCCCUGGCGUCUGGCCCUGAGCUCUCUCCUUCCUCAGCCUGUAAACCAGGACGGCAGGCAAUAUGCCAGCACACCUGGCUAGAGUCUGGCUAUUUUUAAGGUUUUUUAAUUCAUUAUUUUUUAUCGUAUAUGUGUAUGAAUGUUUUGCCUGCAUGUACAUCUAUAUACCAAGUGCCUGGUGUCCGUAGAGGCAGAAGAGGGCAUCAGGUCCCCUGGAAUGGAGUUAGGCUUUGGCUGCCUUGUAUGUAUGUGCCGGGACCCAAGCAGGACCUCUGGAAGAUCCACUGAGUGCUUUAACUGCUGGGCCAUCUCUCCAACCCGAGUCUGACUUCCUUCAACCAGAUAGUGCAUGCCUGUAACCACAUCAUUCAAUAGACUGAGCAGGAGGGUAGAGAAUUCAAAGUCAGCUUGGGACACAUGAUACCCGGCCUUCAAAAACCAACCUGGGAUCCCUGUGUAGUACGGUUAGGCUCAUGCAAACUCUUAACCUGCAGGAAAAUGCCCAGAUUUCUUUUCUCAUAUUUCAAGAUAACUUUUGUUCAUUUAAGUAAUGUAAGAACAGGCCUGGAGCCGGAGAGAUGGCUCAGUUAUUUAGAGCACGUGUUGCUCAUACACAGGAUCCAGGUUCCGUUCCCAGCAUCCAUGUGGCAGCUCACAAACAUUCACAACUCCAUGCCAGGGAUCCAACACCCUCUUCUGCCUUCUGUAGGCACACACAUACAGACUUACAUGUAGUGCACACACACAAUACAGAUAAAACUCCUGUUUAAUAAGUCCCUUAAUGUUUAAAAAAAAAGAAAAAGACACUUAGAGUUUAAAAAGAAAAAAGCUCAUAGUUCAUACAUUACCCCAAAAGUAAUAGUAUAGUAUUUUUUCUAUAAUUUAAGAGAUGGCAGGAGCCCAGGCUAUCUCAUAUGAAAACUCUCUAACGUCCUGGCUCAGGCUAUGCCUGGAGAGUCAGGGAGGGUCGUUAUCCGCUGGCACAGGAGCGGACCUGCAGCACACCCCUGCACGCAGAUCGGCCUGCCACAGUCAGGCAUUGGGCCGUUAGUGAGAUGCGGACUCCAACAGAGCCCUGUCUCCCUAAGGACAGCUCCUGCUCCAGCCAAACCAGUCUGAGGAACUUGGCUCCUGUUGAUGGUGGUAAUCAUGCAGACAUGUUUGUGUUGAGACAGGGUCUCCCGCUAGCCCGGGGCCAUCUUGACCUGCAGUGCUGCUGGCCUUAUGCACCUGACAUGGGUGUUUUGUUGUUUUGUUUUUUUGUUUUUUUUUUAAUCUCUAAAGAUGGAAGCUGAAUGCUCUUAGGCCCAAGAAGAUUUCUAAGUUUAUGAAAUGAAAAUAUUAAAAAAUGUUUUAUCUACAUAAACGAUAUAAAUAGCCAGUAAGACACACCCUCCUGGUCCUCAUGUGUCUCUCUGUUUGUCCCAAGAGCUGCAGCGCUGGCGGAAGUGAAGGCAGGCGUGUCCGGGAGCCACAGAGAGUGACAGACAUCUGCAAAGCAGAAGAGACACUUUAAAUUUGUCCCAGGUCAGGGAGGGUACAAAUAAUAAAACUGCUGAAAUCACA
Molecule: messenger RNA, 3967 nt
Organism: Apodemus sylvaticus (European woodmouse)
Lineage: Eukaryota; Metazoa; Chordata; Mammalia; Rodentia; Muridae
Gene: Mtnap1
Product: chromosome 10 C17orf80 homolog
Exons: 4
Coding region: 567-2327 (586 amino acids)
Source: RefSeq, a predicted model, not a curated record